AUGACACAACCUUCAUCGUAUCAAGAGAAGUUCUCAGAAACAAAUGCCUAUGACAAUGAGGUAGAGCAGCUGAGAUGGCAGGACUUCAAGGAUUCGUUUAAGCGAGUAUCUGUUGACGAAAAUGAUAGUGAGCUCAGCUCCUUGGAUGACAUUGAGAGAGCCAAUUUGUUAACGUCCAAGUCUCCCCUCCAAAGAAAAUUGAAGUCGAGAAACAUCGCCAUGAUUGCCAUUGGUUCAUCCAUCGGAAGUGCCUUGUUUGUUGGCUCUGGCUCGGCCUUGAGUACCGGUGGUCCAGCCGGUAUCUUAAUUGCAUGGUCCAUCACCGGUUUUGCUAUUUUCACCACCAUGCAAAGUUUGGGAGAGCUUUCCGUUGCUUUCCCUGUCAGUGGAGGCUUCAACCUCUAUGCCAGUCGUUUCAUUGACCCUUCGGUGGGAUUUUCUGUAGCAUGGAACUACUUCAUCCAGUUCUUGGUGUUGCUUCCCCUUGAACUUGUCAGUAGCUCCAUCACCAUGCAAUUCUGGAACAGUAGCAUCAACCCAGACAUCUGGGUAUUGAUUUUCUACGUGGUGGUGUGUUCCAUCAACAUGUUCGGUGUGCGUGCCUACGGAGAGGCCGAGUUUGUCUUCUCUGUUAUCAAAGUGGUUGCUGUGGUGGGUUUCAUCAUUGUCAGCAUUGUGUUGGUUUCUGGUGGUGGCCCUUCGGGAGAUCACCAUGGUGCCGAAUACUGGCACAACCCAGGUGCCUUUGCCAACGGUUUCAAGGGUGUCGUGUCUGUGUUUGUUACUGCAGCUUUUGCUUACGCUGGUGUUGAACUCUGUGGUCUUGCUGCUGCCGAGUCUGAAAACCCUCGUAAGGCGUUGCCUAGAGCUAUUAAACAGGUGUUUUGGAGAAUCUUGAUGUUCUACUUGGUUUCGUUAACCUUAAUCUGCUUCUUGGUUCCUUACAACUCCGAGAGAUUACUCGGUGCCUCAUCUGUGGACGUCACGGCAUCUCCAUUUGUCAUUGCUAUUGAACUGGGAGGUAUUAAGGGCCUUCCACAUGUGAUGAAUGCCGUAAUCUUGGUUUCUGUCAUUUCUGUUGCUUCCACAUCCGUAUACGCUUCUUCCAGAACGUUGACAUCUUUGGCCGAACAGGGUUUGGCUCCAAAGAUCUGUGCUUAUGUGGACAGAGCAGGUAGACCAUUGGUAGCAAUUUUGAUCUCCAACGUGUUCGCUUUGUUGGCAUUCAUUGCUGCCAGUGGUAAGGAAAGUGAAGUGUUCACAUGGCUUUUGUCAAUUUCUGCUUUGAGUUCCAUUGCUCUGUGGAUCAGCAUCAAUUGGGCACACAUUAGAUUCAGAAGAGGCUUGAAGGCACAGGGUAGAAGCACCAACGAGUUGACGUUUGUUGCCCAGACUGGUGUUAUUGGCUCUUACAUCGGAGGUUUCAUCUUCAUACUCGUGUUGAUUGCCCAGUUCUGGAUCGCCUUGUACCCUAUCGGAAGCGAGCCAAGUGCUUAUGGAUUCUUCCUGUCUUACUUGGGAGGUGUCAUUUUAGUGGUGUUUUACUUGGGCCACAAGGUCUGGAAAAAGAAUUGGAUCUUCCAGAUUCCUGCUAAGGACCUUGAUCUUGACUCUGGCCGCAGGGAAACCGAUCUUGAGCUUUUGAGAGAGCAGAUACGUCAUGAGAAGGCCGUCAUGGGUGCAAGACCAUGGUACAUCAGAUUCUACCACCUUUGGUGUUAA
Molecule: messenger RNA, 1722 nt
Organism: Sungouiella intermedia
Lineage: Eukaryota; Fungi; Ascomycota; Pichiomycetes; Serinales; Metschnikowiaceae
Source: the annotation of a GenBank genome assembly